UUUAGGACCAUGGGGAAGGGUGUGUGUGCGCGCGUCCCCGCUGCCCUGCCCAGCCGAUUCUUUCUUCUGACGUCCUUCCUUGAUGCCAGUGUCACUCUCUGCUGGGUAUGAACGUUUUACAUCCACUGUACAGUUUUUAUCUUUGGGAGCAUUCCCAUAACGUUACCCUGCCUCCCCGAUAAAGGAUACUGUUCACUGGUCUUUGUCGGGACGGGAGUGCGCUCGAGAUACGCGUAAUAGUUUGGAUUUCGUAUCGUACCCGCUGUUGUUUAUUUAUUAAUUUAUUGUUUUCCUGGAAAUGCACACAUAUGACACUUUGAAGGGGACACUGCGUCCGUGGGAGUGGUUUAUUUUCUCUGGACAACCCUAGACUCAUUGAAAAAAGGACUAUGUUUUCCUGUUUGAUGCUGCGGUAGCUUUUUUUUCUUCCUCUUCUUUUCUGCUUUUGUUUUCUUUCCGUCUGUCUCGUGAUAUACAUUCGUCAAAUGCUGAUCGUUGAGGAUACAACAUACAUUUCUGCAAACCAGACGCUGUAUAUGGACAUGGUAUGAGGACAAUUGAACGAGACGUUUUCGUCUAGAUAAGGACAAAAUUAUCUAUUGUUUCGGCUAGUCAAACUCCCACAGACAUGAGCAUCAUAUAGCCUUUUUUUAAUCUUUGUUCUUAUCCCACCAGUAUUGCGCGAACCAUCCAGCAAACUUAAACGAAAAUGAGGAUUGUUUAGGGGAAACGCUGUACUGGUGGUCUGAGAGGGCAGCGAUAGCCUCGCGAUACUGGCUCGGCUGCUGACUGUUUCUCUGUGCUGAUUCAACUAGCGACUGUCCACGGAUCGCUGAAAUAAACCCAGGGCUGCUGAAGGCUGAAGCUCCGGAGACCAUGUCCUCACGCGCAGCGCUGCAGCCGGGGAACGACAGGAAUGCAGACCACCAUGCCUCCCUCUCAGCCAGUCGUUCAGAGAAGGGUUCAGGAUGGUCGAGUCGCUCACUCGGAGCCCGUUGCCGGAAUUCCAUCGCCUCCUGCUCGGACGAACAGCCUCACAUCGGCAACUACCGGCUGCUCAAGACCAUCGGCAAGGGCAAUUUUGCCAAAGUGAAGCUGGCACGCCAUAUAUUGACCGGCAGGGAGGUUGCAAUAAAAAUCAUAGACAAAACCCAACUCAACCCUACGAGCUUACAGAAGCUCUUUCGAGAGGUACGGAUAAUGAAGGGCCUCAACCACCCAAACAUAGUUCAGCUCUUUGAAGUGAUUGAGACAGAGAAGACUCUUUACCUUGUGAUGGAAUAUGCCAGCGGUGGUGAAGUGUUUGACUACCUCGUAUCCCAUGGGAGAAUGAAGGAAAAGGAGGCGCGUGCAAAAUUCCGACAGAUCGUGUCUGCGGUUCAUUACUGUCAUCAAAAGAAUAUUGUUCACAGGGACCUGAAGGCGGAGAACCUCCUGCUUGAUGCAGACUCCAACAUCAAGAUUGCUGACUUUGGCUUCAGUAAUGAAUUUACGCUGGGCAGUAAACUGGACACGUUCUGCGGCAGCCCCCCCUACGCCGCUCCAGAGCUCUUUCAGGGGAAGAAGUAUGAUGGGCCAGAGGUGGACAUCUGGAGUCUGGGGGUUAUACUGUACACGCUGGUCAGCGGAUCACUGCCCUUUGAUGGACAAAACCUCAAGGAGCUGCGUGAGCGUGUGUUGAGGGGGAAAUACCGUGUGCCAUUCUACAUGUCUACUGACUGUGAGAGCAUCCUGCGCCGGUUCCUCGUGCUCAACCCCACCAAGCGCUGCACCCUGGAGCAAAUCAUGAAAGAUAAGUGGAUCAAUGUCGGGUACGAAAACGACGAGCUGAAGCCUCAUGUAGAGCCUGUAGAGGAUUAUAAUGACAGCAGCCGUAUAGAUGUGAUGGUAGGAAUGGGUUACACCCGUGAUGAAAUCAAAGAUGCCCUGAGCACACAGAAGUACAAUGAGAUAUUUGCCACGUAUCUGCUGCUAGGCCGCAAGAAUGAGGAUGGCAUGGAGUCCCGGUUGAGCAGCAGUCUGUCUCUAGUACGGGUGCGGCCCAGUCCCAUCACGAAUGGCACCAGCAAACACUCCACCUCCACCUCCUCCUCCAGCUCCACCUCUGCCUCCAGCCACACUAAACCCCAGCGCAGUGCCUCCACCUAUCACCGCCAGAGGAGGCACAGCGACUUCUGUGGGCCGUCAGUGCCAGUAACCCAUCCCAAGCGAAGCCCCACCAGUACAGGAGAGGGGGAUCUAAAAGAGGAACGUCUGCCCUCGAGGAAGGCCAGCUGCAGUGUGGUGGGCAGUCGUAGCAUCCCCCCGUCGAGCCCCAUGGUCAGCUCAGCCAACAACCCCAACAAAGCUGAGAUCCCUGACCGCCGCAAAGACAUCAAUGCAACAACGAACAACAUCCCUGCCAGUGCCAUGACCCGUAGAAACACUUACGUGUGUACGGACCGUACGAGCACUGACAGACACUCCUUACUACAGAAUGGGAAAGAGAACAGCUCCUUGUCACAUCGAUUACCUCCAGCCUCCCCGUCCACCCACAGCAUUUCUGGGGCCGGGGCCUCCAGCUCCACAUCUUCUGAGCGUUCUCGGUUGAUGAGGGGCUCUACCAUCCGCAGCACCUUCCACGGAGGCCAGCUCCGGGACCACCGGCCUCCCACCCACGCACCCCCCACCUCACCCACCCUCUCCCACGAAGCCCGUCCUCUGCCACACUCACGUAGCCGUGCCACCUCAAACCUGUUCUCUAAGCUGACCUCAAAACUUACCCGCAGGGUCACAGACGAACCUGAGAGAGUCUGCAGAUCUCCGGUCACAAGAAAACAAGCAAACAGCUCAAACAGAAGAAAGACAGAAAAUAGGUAGAGAACAAUAAUGAACAAUAAUAGCAUGAAUCGAUCAUCCAGAUUUAAUAUUUGCUUAGAAAAAAUUUAAACUUCUUCAUACGAUUUUAACUGUCUGUUACUUCUCCUUAGCUACAGAUACAACUACAAAAAGUCAGGCUAAAAAAUACAGGUAAUUUCUAGCAUGUGAUCCGUUCCUUGGCAGAUUAGAUUGAUCAGAAUGUGACUGCAUUUUGUUCAUUAUAUAGAGCUGUGUACUGUGUGCAUCAAAACUAGCUUAGAUGUAUGUAGAUUUUGUUUAGAGCCGUACUUGUCCUUCCCUUUACCUUUACCUUUUCCAUAUUUCUCUGACAGUGGUUGGCUGUUGCUUUUGGAAAAUCACAUUUCAGUUUUUAACGUGGAUGUUUGAAUGAUUUUGAAUUAUUAUCAAAAUAGUUUUGUUAAAAGCUGCUAAGUGUAUGUACUUUGAAUGCAGUUUACAUCCAGUUGAGAUUUACAUUUAGGUAUAAUGUGUGUAGUGCAUGACAGGUAAUGUAUGGCUGCACAGGAAUCUGUUCUGAGUUGUGUUCAUUUCCACAUAAAUAUACAGUAGUGCUCUACCCAAUAUUUUUGCUUGUUUAUUAUUGUUAUUAUGUUUCAUCCCUAUGUUUGUAUGCGCCCAUUAAUUUAAGUAUGAAUGAUUUUAUACACUACUGCUCAAAGUUUGGGGUCAGUAAGAUUUUUAUAAAAAUAAUAAUAAAAAAAGAAAGUAAUGCUUUUAUACAGCAAGGAUACAUAAAUUGAUGAAAAGUGACUGAAGAAACAUUUAUAAUGUCUUUAAAAUGAAAUGAAAAUGAAAUGCUGUCCCUUGAAUUUUAUAGUCAAUAUAAAUUUAUAUAAUAUUCUUUGGUUAUUUGAGCAGUAAAUCAGCAUAUUAGAAUGAUUACUCAAAAAAUCAGGUUACACCGAAGCCUGAAGUUAUGGCUGCUGAAAAUUCCGCUUUACCAUCACAGGAAUAAAUUACAUUUUGAAAUAUAUUUGAAAAUGAAAAAAGACUAUGGAUAUUACAAUUGUAAUUAUAGUUCACAAUAUGACUGUAUUUUUGAUCAAAUGCAUGCAGCCUUGGUGAGACUU
Molecule: messenger RNA, 3950 nt
Organism: Carassius carassius (crucian carp)
Lineage: Eukaryota; Metazoa; Chordata; Actinopteri; Cypriniformes; Cyprinidae
Gene: mark4b
Product: MAP/microtubule affinity-regulating kinase 4b
Exons: 17
Coding region: 877-2859 (660 amino acids)
Biological process (GO): microtubule cytoskeleton organization; intracellular signal transduction; protein phosphorylation
Cellular component (GO): cytoplasm
Molecular function (GO): tau-protein kinase activity; protein binding; ATP binding
Source: RefSeq, a predicted model, not a curated record